Messenger RNA from Cladophialophora psammophila CBS 110553, 747 nucleotides. RefSeq lists its product as uncharacterized. Bases 1 to 747 code for a protein of 248 amino acids. The record is from RefSeq and is a predicted model, not a curated record. The transcript has a single exon. Lineage: Eukaryota; Fungi; Ascomycota; Eurotiomycetes; Chaetothyriales; Herpotrichiellaceae.
AUGACGACGGGCAACUUUCAUGUCUUUAGAGACUGCUUGUUCUCAAAUGUCGUGGAGAAGCUCACUGAGGCAACGAAGAAAACUCCGAACCGGUCUUCACCGGGCAAGAAAGCCAGACAAAACGAGUCUGAGCCUGAGCCAUCUGGGCCCGAUCCUUCUGAGCUGGCCGACUUUUCUGACUACCUGGCCACCGACAUCUUUUCCAGCUUGCCAGAGAAAUUCCAGGCACUUUCCCAUCAUCAAUAUCGGAAUGACAUUGUGAACUCUAACAAAUGGUCCCUUCCUCUAACGCUGACUGUUCUUGAAGAGCUUUCUGCUCAUCUGCCAGGAGACAUAAACGACAGCUUGACCGCAUACGGACUAAUCGAACCACCCAAAUCUGAUAUGCAAUCUUUUAUGGCACCGGUGUUCUCUGGCUACAUCUCUGCGGUGACAACACCGCCGCUAAAAUGGACAGAGACUAGGACCACGGCUUGCGAGAUCUGCGAAAGAGACUGGGUUCCAGUCACCUACCAUCAUUUAAUACCAAAGCAAGUCCAUGCCAAGGUGCUCAAGAGGAAUUGGCAUGAAGAACACCGGCUAAAUAGCGUUGCAUGGCUAUGUCGAGCUUGUCACAGCUUUGUUCAUCGGAUGGCCUCGAAUGAAGAGCUCGCCCGAGAAUGGUACACUGUUGACUUGAUAUGUCAGAGGGAAGACGUCCAGAAGUGGUCUCAAUGGGUCCGACGCGUUCGUUGGAAUAGGACUUGA